AUGUUCAAGGACACAAGAGCCCUCGAAAACAAGAUACAAGAUGAGAACGUCAGGAUCAAGGCUUAUGAGUUAUCCGUCACCGUCGCGCUGCAUGUGCUCUUUGAGGAACAGACUUACGGCGGCAGAACGCCAUUUGAACAGUUCGAUGUCGGAGUGCAGAAGCAGAAUAAAACGAGCAGGCAGCGGACGUUUGAAACCAAGGACAUCAGCUUAUGCAUCGCCGACUUGGGCGGCUAUGGUGGUCUCUGCUGGAUUAAGAAGCGAGUGGUACCCAUCGUCGUUGAGAUUAGCGAUCUAAACGGCCGGACUCACGGGCACAUCAGGUUGUGCUUUAACGCUCUCGGCUUCAACGUCGACGCGCGGCUGCAGAUUGCCACAAGCCGGAUAUCUGGGCACGCCACCGGCCUCAAAAUAAGCGGUCUGACUCGUCGUGUCAAACCCCCCGACUUCUCCGAGCCCUGGGUUCUCGAGUUUGAGUUCAACCCGCCCCUGGGAUACUUCUCCCCAGGUCAUGCCGACACUUGUCUGAGCAAGGACGUGUAUCGCCACCCUGACCGGCAGCAGAGGCCCAAAGAACUGUUCAGCAAGAUCCACGACAUCUACGCCCUCGGCGCUGUGCUGCUCGAAAUUGGUGCGUUUGUCGAAUCGCAGCUGCAAUGACACUCGCCAUGGCUGACGGGUUAAAACUGGACAGGUCUUGGACAAGUCUCUGGCAACCUGCGGUGAGCCUCGACAAGGCCGGCUUCGCCAACGCAAAAAGCCCAAAAAGCAUCAAGCAGCAUCUGCUGCGGUAUGCGGAAAACAGGCUGGGGGCUAACAUGGGGACGAAAUCCCAAAACACCGUCAUCAAGAGUCUCACUUGAGAUUUCAAUGUAAAGGAUGACAAUGAGGAGCACCGGAAGUUGCAGCAGGCGUUCAGACCUGAUGUUGUGGAUGUGCUGCAACAAGCUGUCCAGAGCGUGAGAG
Messenger RNA from Parathielavia appendiculata, 966 nucleotides. RefSeq lists its product as uncharacterized. The transcript has 5 exons. NCBI's taxonomy places the organism in Eukaryota, Fungi, Ascomycota, Sordariomycetes, Sordariales, Chaetomiaceae. The record is from RefSeq and is a predicted model, not a curated record. Bases 1 to 660 code for a protein of 219 amino acids.